UGUGUUCCCUUCUACAGUCCAUGCUGUGUCAGAUGAUGACACAGGAGUACGCAGUGCAGCUAGAAGACCAGCUGGCUGACAAGCUGGCGCAGCUCAACGCGGCAGUCGCUGCACUCGUCGCUGCUACUGCAGGUCAGUGUGUUCCCUUCUACAGUCCAUGCUGUGUCAGAUGAUGACACAGGAGUACGCAGUGCAGCUAGAAGACCAGCUGGCUGACAAGCUGGCGCAGCUCAACGCGGCAGUCGCUGCACUCGUCGCUGCUACUGCAGGUCAGUGUGUUCCCUUCUACAGUCCAUGCUGUGUCAGAUGAUGACACAGGAGUACGCAGUGCAGCUAGAAGACCAGCUGGCUGACAAGCUGGCGCAGCUCAACGCGGCAGUCGCUGCACUCGUCGCUGCUACUGCAGAUCGCGAGAACCCUGACUACGCGGCCGCGGAGAACGCUGUCAGCACCAUCACUUCGAUAAUGCCUCACUUGAUGCAAGAUUCGCGCAAGUUGUGUGGCACGAAGACGGACGCGGAACAGGCGGCCAUGUUACAAGACUUGCGUCAGCUCUGUGACGCCACCAGAGACAUCUGUGACAAUGCUGGGAAACCUGAGGGUCUGACUGAUGCUGCUACCAAGUUCUCCGAAGCUUCAGGCAAGCUGGUGUUUAUCGUCAGCCCUAAGAACCAGAGUGCUCAAGCACAACAGGUAAUCGGUCUGUCGGCGGCGUCGUGCGGCAAGGCAUCAGAACUCCUAUCGCUGGUGCAGCGACUGACAGAACAGGUGCCGGAAGCUGGUGCAGCAGCUGAGCUGGACAGCCGUGGUGCACACACGGCUGAUGCUGCACAGGCACUGCUAACAGUGGCGCAGGCGACAGCUACAAGUAUCCAGCACCCGCAGUGUCGUGCGCAGCUGCUGGGAGCAGCGCAGACUCUGCGUACAUCAGCUGAUACCCUGGCCGGUGCCUGCUCACCGCACUUGCCGCAGCAUCCUGACUUGCAGGAGCAGCUGCACUCCUCGCAUCAGCAGCUCAAUGAUAGCUUGGAUGAUCUCAUCCGUGCCUGCAAGGCUGCACAGAAAGAUGUUGUGGCGUUGUCACCGCAGCAAGAACAGCAACGCAUCAAGUUUGUGAGUACCGUCUCCGGAACCAAGAAACAUCUGGACACCGCUGAACAGCAGUUGAACAAGCCUGUCAUCUGUCAAAUGAUGUCGGCAUCUGACGGGGCUACACUGCAGAGCCAACUAUCUCGUCGCCUCGCACUGCUCAAUACUGCAGUCGCUGCACUUAAUGCUGCUACUUCUGAUGGCAAGAACCCUGACUACCCGGCAGCAGAGCGUUCCGUCACCACCAUUACUGAGCUGAUGCCGCAAGUUGUGCAAGAUUGUCACAAGCUAUGCGGCAGUAUGGAGCCGACAUUGCAAGCGGCUGCGGUAAGACAGCUGCACGAACUAUGCGGCGCCGCUAGAGACAUCUGUGACGGUGCUGGACAUCCGCAGAAACUAAACGAAGCAUCAGCUAAGCUAGCCAAUGCGUCGGGCAAGCUGGUGAACAUCGUCAAUCCGGAUGGUAAACCAGCGAAGGGUCCUAAGCCAGGAGUGCCGACGAGAAAGCCAGCUGUGCCGGCUCGUGACCCCAAGUAUACAGUAACGCAGGGGGUGCGAGCGUCGCGACAUGCUGAUGAUACGAAGAGCUUCCUCGAUGCUUUGAGAGCUGAGGAGAGUCAGGAUAAGGCGAAGAUAGUAGGCAUAGACGCCAAGGGACCAGUAGCUUCUGAAGAGGAGAAGCGCGCACAGAAACAGUUCCUCGAGAUGAUAGACAGCGCCGAGACUGGCCUGCAGACUGCUCAAGAUGGACUUAAACAACUGUACAAAGCAAAGAGUACUACAGUAAGUGGUACUCCACUGGCGGCGGCCGAAGUGGCGAGAAAGGAACAGCACAUGGAGGACACACUCGCUAGAGCUGCUGUUCACGUCGCUGACUUGGUCGCUGCUAACUAUGCCGAUAAACUGGACUAUAAGGCUGCGAUGGAACCUACUGUAUCGCUGACAAAUGCUGUCAAGAGCGUUGUAAAUGAUGGCAGUGCAAUCUGCGAUUCUCUUCCCGACAAGGCGCGUAAGACAUUCUUAGACGAUAUGUCCGGACUGUGUCAGGCCACCAAGAGUAUCUGUGAAGCUGCUAAGAGUAAGAAAGAGAAAUUGAACGAAGCAGCAAUAUCAUUUGGCGACCAGUCGGUUAAACUGCUUCGAGUAGUUAGCAGCGAUAUCAACCCCAAUUUGGAGAAAGAGGUGAUAUCCCGAGCGAAGGCCAUAGGCGACACAGCUUCCCGUCUGGCCCUGGAAGCCAGUAACGUGGCCACUGCUGCCAGUACUACUGGUGAUGCCAGUGCCACUGGUGGUGCCAGUCCCGUGCAGGAUAUAUGCACUGCGGGUACUAGAUGCGUUGAUGCUGCUGGCAAGCUCGUUUAUACUGCUAAGCUGAUCGCCCCGUCGAUCCACCACUCAACCAGCCAAGAAACGCUCAUAUCCUCAGCAGACAACCUAUCCUCCUCUCUGACCACCUUCUCCAAGACCUGGUCUCCUCUCACCAGCAGCCAGCAGCCCUCCGUCCACAAGCUAACUGCUGAGGCUGCUCAUCUUGAGGAGUUAGUGGAGAACUUGAGGAAAGAUGUCAAGAGUGGCAAGUUGGGAAGAAGUAGGGACUUCGAGCCUGUUGUCGAUGUGGAUAGUGUGAUGAGGCAGUUGGCUGUGCAAGUUUUGGACACUGCUAAGGACAUGGCGCAACAUGGUAACUUGUCUCCGGAGCUGAAGAAGGAGUACAGUGGCUAUAGCGGCAGGCUGGAGGAAGCCAUCCGUGCGUUAGACCUCGCUAAUGCCAGGUUCCAGAGAUCACCAAGGGACAGGAACAAGCGCAACGACUUGGAGAUAGCGACCCAGGACCUGCAGAUGACGCUGCUGCAGACCAGACCUUCCAGGGCUGGACAGGAGCAGAGCUAUAUUGUGGACUUCAGGGACUUCCUACAAGACCUGGUGAAGGAAGCCGAUGCACUGCAGGAAACUGCUCGCAAGAACGAGAGCGUCGUCGGCAAAGGUCCGACAGAGAACAUAAAGAUGUUAUGCAGCAAGAUCAGCGAGGAUGCUCAGAGACUUAUGAGCCCGACAGACUACGACCAGCUCAGCGGCACGGUCAUGACGUGCGCAGACGACGUUAUGGACAUCGACGUGUCAGGACAGGAGUGCGAAGUAUUGGUGAAGGAGAUAAACAGCACGAUACAAGGCAUCCAGAAUCCGAAGGCUAAGGCUCAGCUCAAAGCUAAACUCUUAGCUUUGAUGGAGAGUUGCCACCUGCUCAGAUUUGCGACAUACAGCCACAUAGAAGCCACCCGCAGUGCUGCAUGGGACGACACGCUGCGCAACCUGGACAGCUUCCAGGAGUUGCAUAUGGAACCCCUCGCUAAUGCCGUGCAGAAGAUCACGAAGCAGAAGAAGACCCCCCCAGGCCCGCUGUCCAGUCGGCAGCGUGCAUCCCGAGCGCUGGUAGUGGCGCACAGCCGCGCGGUGCGAGGCUCGCCGGCGCCGCUGUGCCACGCGCUCACCUAUGCCGUCGCCGCCUCCGCCAAGCCGCCGCCGCCGCCGCCCAGGGAUACCACUGAUGGACAGCAGCAGAAGACUGACACAGGAGUUGCUGAUACCGUAAACGUCAUAAGAAGUACGAUAUUCAACGUAGCCGACGCUUACAAUCAACAGCCGCACACGCAACAGCCCAUUAUCAGCGCCAAACUGUUAGAGAUGCUGGAGCAAUCUAAGCACACUCCUAUUUUGAGUGCAGAAGAUAUCGACAAACUGCUUCUGAUCCCGGAACAACCAGUCGGGGGCACUCCCAAGUAA
This is a messenger RNA of Helicoverpa armigera (cotton bollworm), 3870 nucleotides long. RefSeq lists its product as uncharacterized. Gene Ontology annotation, molecular function: actin binding. Lineage: Eukaryota; Metazoa; Arthropoda; Insecta; Lepidoptera; Noctuidae. The transcript has 27 exons. The coding region runs from base 295 to 3870 and encodes 1191 amino acids. The record is from RefSeq and is a predicted model, not a curated record.